Molecule: messenger RNA, 1125 nt
Organism: Penicillium mononematosum
Lineage: Eukaryota; Fungi; Ascomycota; Eurotiomycetes; Eurotiales; Aspergillaceae
Exons: 7
Coding region: 1-1125 (374 amino acids)
Source: RefSeq, a predicted model, not a curated record
AUGAUUGACGACCAUCAUCAAAAAGCUGCACUAGGUAUCAUAGUCGCGUUCACGAUUCUCGGUGGCAUUGCAGUUCUACUUCGGCUCUGGAGCCGAUGGCUAUCACGAUCGGCACUCACAAGUGAUGACUAUUUGAUUGUCGUGGGAUAUAUCCUCGCCAUCUCCCAAUCUAUUACGUCGUGGUACUUUAUUAAAACCAACUAUGUUGGCAUCCACGUCUGGGACAUUCCCAAAAACUACAAUCCCAGACCUGGGCUGAACUGGAAUUUCGCAAAUCAGCUCCUCUACAAUCCAGCAUUGACCGUGGUGAAACUCUCGAUAUUGGUAUUCCUGCGCCGACUCGACUCACGCUCACGGGUGGUCAAAUACCUCAUCUGGAGCUCCUUCAUCGUGGUAAUCAGCCUUUUCAUCGCGAUCCUCUUCGUCGACAUUUUCCAAUGCCGCCCAGUGCAAUACGUCUACGACAUGUCGAUUCCGGGCGGGAAAUGCAUCAACCAAGGCGCAUUCUUUGUGUCGACCGCAGCGAUAAACCUCUUUACCGAUAUAAUGGUCCUCUCAAUCCCGAUAAUAAUCACCGCGCGACUUCAAAUGCCCCUCCGACGCAAGGUCGCUGUGUGUAUCAUCCUAUGCCUGGGUGGGGUAGCGACCGCCAUCGGAGUCUGGCGCAUCAUCAUCCUCGCCCAGGGAUUCCUCUCCCACACCCCAAAUCCAGAUGCAUCGUAUGGAAUCGGAUUCUGCAGCUCCGCAAUCGAAGUCAACGUCGCCGUGGUAACAGCCUGCGGCCCGUCUCUGAAAGCCAUCAGCAGCAGAUUCCUCCCCAGACUGCUAGACAGUUCGCGCGGGAAAUCCACCUACGGCGCCGGCACCGGCUCCGGAACCGGCUGCACUCCACCCGCGGCGCGGAUUACGAGAUGGCGGACCCGCUCUGGGGGACCGCGUGUUGAUAUUGUUGGCGACUUUGAAGUGCGUAAGUAUAAGCGUGGGCAUAGUUCUAGUUUAAGUAGUGGUGAUGACAAGGGGAUUAUGAAGAUGACUGAUAUCUCGGUCGGGUAUAGUAUGGAGCCUAGGGUGGGAGACGGUCGGUCGCAAGAAGGCAGACCGGCCAGUGUUGAUAGCAUGAUUUAA